Messenger RNA from Pedinophyceae sp. YPF-701, 474 nucleotides. Lineage: Eukaryota; Viridiplantae; Chlorophyta; Pedinophyceae. The record is from the annotation of a GenBank genome assembly.
AUGUUGCAUCUAGCCUAUUACAUCGUGAUGUUCGCGUGCCAUCUAGGACUGAUCGGCAUGAACAUGUGGGCCUUGUUCCAGGCACGGCGGCUGCAGCAGGACCGGAUCAACCCGCACGACUUUGCGUCGAAACUGAACGCCCUCGUCGUCCCGGAGCACAUGUUCCAGCUCGCGACGACGAUCAUGCUGUGGGCGAAGGGCCACUACUUGCUCGCCAUCCCCGCCUGCUUCGUCACCUGGACGCACGUCCGACAACACAUGCGCGGCGACGCGUGGCUCUCCCCGACAGACGCCUUCACGCGCACGAAGCCCAUCCAGGCCGGCCGGGGCAUCAAGCAGCUGCUGUACGUCUGGUCGAUGGUGGCUGUGUUAUACCUCCUCGCCGAGGACGGCGUCAAGGACCUGGUCGGGUGGAUGCACGGGUACCGCGAGAAAGUACCGUACCGCUUCAGCCCAGACUUCCAGCACCUCUAG